AUGUCCUCUGGUUACGCAUACCUAAUUGAACAUAUCAAUCUCGGCUCAAACUGCUUCCUUACAGCUUACUUUGGGCUCCUUCUGGCAGCACACCUGUUUUUGCUCUCCUACACUCAUUUGGUCCAUUUUGGAUACGCUUGGUGUCUUGCAAUGGCCGGCGAAAUUGUCGGCUACAUUGGCCGUAUCAUGAUUUCCAAGUCAAGUAACAAGACCACCGCAAUUAUCAUGGACUCUGUUGGCCUUAAUGCAGGUGCUUCUCUAAUGAUAGCAGGACUCUAUGUUGCCGCCGCAAGAGUGCUGAAACAGCGUGCUACCAACAUUGGCAGAACGUCUCCGGGACUUCUGAGAGUGGUGCUCGGCAUCAACAUUGCCUCUAUUGCCUUAUACUCGGCAGGAGUCGCAAUUGAGCCAAACGGGGGCUCCCACUACCAGACAGGAAAAGAUCUGGCUAUUGCAGGAACUGUUAUUCAAUUGGCGCUUCUGAUCGCUUUCUCAGCCAACUGGCUUUUCUCCUGGAGAAGUAACCACAGAGACUUCUGUCCAGCAGGACAAACUCUAUAUUACAACAGUUUUCCAGCGGCCAUCACAUUGGGUAUGGUCCUCAUGGUGGUGCGUUGCUGCUACCGUGUUGCUCUUCAGGCAGAAGGAAGUACGGGCAAGCUGUUCACGCACCCAAUAUACGUGGGAAUCCUUGACUCGCUCAUGGCUGCCAUCACAGCGCUGAUUAUGACCGUGUUCCAUCCGGGGCUUGUUGAAAGAUAUGGUGUUAAGCGGAUGAGCCCUGAGGAGUCUUACUAUUAG
Molecule: messenger RNA, 801 nt
Organism: Ogataea angusta
Lineage: Eukaryota; Fungi; Ascomycota; Pichiomycetes; Pichiales; Pichiaceae
Exons: 1
Coding region: 1-801 (266 amino acids)
Cellular component (GO): fungal-type vacuole; plasma membrane
Source: RefSeq, a predicted model, not a curated record